This is a messenger RNA of Colletotrichum destructivum, 464 nucleotides long. RefSeq names its product Putative cytochrome oxidase assembly factor 4. The record is from RefSeq and is a predicted model, not a curated record. NCBI's taxonomy places the organism in Eukaryota, Fungi, Ascomycota, Sordariomycetes, Glomerellales, Glomerellaceae. The transcript is spliced from 4 exons. Gene Ontology annotation, cellular component: mitochondrial intermembrane space. Gene Ontology annotation, biological process: mitochondrial respiratory chain complex IV assembly. The coding region runs from base 128 to 358 and encodes 76 amino acids.
UCUCAAACGCUAAACUAGAGUCUUACAUUAGCACACGACCAAAAGAAGUCAAGGAAGGACGACGCUACGAACGAGAGCUUCAACGACCACCGCUGCCUAUUCUCGCAUUUGAGACACAAAGGAGACCAUGUCGAAGCAAGAGAGCGACGCUGCGCGGAAGUCGGCGGUCGACGACGAUGAGCCCGAUGACUGGGACAAGCGCAUCUUCAGUACGGGUUGCGCAGACGAGAACGCAAAAUUGACGGACUGCUAUUUCGAAAAGAAGGACUGGAGGCAGUGCACGGCCGAGAUGGAGCGGUUCAAGAGCUGUUGGAAGCAGCAGGGCAACGACCAGCGGACCGAUAUGAAGGAUGCAUAAGCCAACAGCGCAUGCCUCUCCUGAAUAGACUGUAAAACAUUGUACCAAAAGCUGUAGAUCCAUCUCACCCAGGAGAGAACGAAUCCCAACUCUCAAAUUCUCCAAC